AGUGUGAUACGUCAGAUGAAUAAAGAAUAAGUAAUGUAUUGCGAAUUGAUUUACGCAAAACAGCAUAUUUUUGAAGCCAACUUCUACCUUCCAAUACGAUUGUGUAAAAAUUCGCAAGAUUUAUUCCGGUGAAAACGAAGCUGGAGCCGAACAAUGCCGAGAACAUCCGAACAAUACCGAGAACAUCCGAACGACGCUGAAUCAUAUUCUGUGCGUUAAGACUGUGAUUACCGAUGUCGCCAUCGUGCUGAGAGUCGCGCUAGUAAAGCAAAGUUUUAGAUGCAUUGCUUGUUCAGUGAAACGUGAUCGUUUGCCGCUUCUAUACAUUUGUCAACUAUUUCCGAUCAUUACAUAGAAUGUGUUGGUGUGCAUAAUAUAGGCAAUGAAUAACCAUAACAAAUCCACGCGUUAGUGUUAAAUUAUACGCGAAAAGUAAUCGUUCAAUAUUGGUUGCGCUAGUAAAUGCACUAUAUGCUCCUCCGAGGUCACUAUCAAACUUUGACAGACGCUAGUAUGUCACGUCUAAACUUGAUACUGUUUAUAGUAGGUGCUUGGAAUUUUAUCAGCACGGUAUCUGCAGCAGAAGAUGGUCACUGUAUUUGGUAUGGAGAAUGUUACACCGACAUGAUGAUGCAUAAAAAGAAUUGUCCCUACACAGGACCACCUAAAUUACUGGAUAUUGAUGGUCAAAAACUUUUGGCUAAAAAUUGCCCUCAUUUAAUGAUUGAUUCUGGAAAUGGAAUUAAUACUUGUUGUGAUACAAAUCAGUUAAAGACUAUGGAUGCAAAUAUUAAGCUAGCAGCUAAUUUUUUAAAAAGAUGUCCUAGCUGUCUAGAUAAUUUAGUAAAACAUUUUUGUGAAUUCACUUGUAGCACAGAACAAAGCAAAUUUAUUAAUGUUACUGAGAUACAGAAAGAAAAUGAAAUAAAAUACAUUAAUGGGAUAGAUAUUUAUGUAACAAAUAAGUAUAUUGAAGGUACAUUUAAGUCUUGUAGCAAGGUAUCAGUACCUAGUACUGGACAAUUAGCAUUGGAUAUAAUGUGUGGAAUUUGGGGAGCUAGUAGAUGUACUGCAUUAAAAUGGUUUCAUUAUAUGGGUGAUGCAGCAAACAAUGGAUAUGUACCAUUUCAAAUUACAUAUAUAAAUACUGAUGAACCUGUUGGUUCAUUUAUUCCUGUAGAUCCUAAAGUUACACCUUGCAGUAAAGCACUAAAUAAAAACACACCAGCAUGCAGUUGUGUAGAUUGUGAAGCCAGUUGUCCAGUGCCUCCACCACCUUCUUCUCUGCCACAACCAUUUACCAUUUUUGGCUAUGAUGGUUAUGCUGUGAUGAUGAUUAUUACUUUCGUUUGUGGUUCAGCUGUUUUCAUCUUGUCAAUAGUGUGCUUCAGUAACAGGAAACAAAUUGUUGCACGAGGUGAGGAGGUAGGAAGGCAGGUGGGUAGACGCCUAGCCGCAGGGUUACAUCACCCAGGAGAUGGUGCGCGUAUUGCUCUUGCUGCAGACCAGGAAGACAGCCCACUUCAAUCUAAGCGUUCCAGUGUGAUAUCUGCAGAUGAUUUGCCGAGCGGAUUCGAUGAUGAAGAACAAUCGACUUUUAUUGAAAGAUUGGGCGCAGGCACGGACAAACUGUUAGCAAAAUUCUUUUGUUGGUGGGGUACAGCAUGUGCGUCACGUCCAUGGUUUGUCCUAUUCGUUGGUUUCUUAUUUAUUGUUGGUUUGGGACAUGGAAUAAAAUAUAUACAUGUUACCACUGAUCCAGUUGAAUUAUGGGCUGCGCCACAAUCUCGGUCACGAGUGGAAAGAGAAUAUUUCGAUAAACAUUUUGAACCAUUCUAUAGAACUGAGCAAAUAAUUAUAACAUCGGUUGAUUUACCGAACAUUGUUCAUAAUACAUCUAAUGGUCCGAUAACGUUUGGUCCUGUGUUUAAUGAUACCUUCCUCAAGACUGUUUACAAAUUACAAGAAGAAAUAAAACAAAUAACAACUCCGAAUAAUUAUACCUUGGCAAAUAUAUGUUUUGCACCAUUUAAUAGUCCUUUUACUGGACCAUCAACAGUAUCACAAUGCAUUAUUCAAAGUGUUUGGGGAUAUUGGCAAGAUAGUAUAGAAACGUUUGAUUAUUCUAUCAUAGAUGAGGAUAAUUUUACAGUAAAUUAUUUAGAUCAUUUCAGAGUUUGCUCACAAAAUGCAUACAAUCCUGAAUGUCUUGCACCUUAUGGUGGUCCUGUGGAACCAGCUAUUGCUGUUGGCGGAUUUUUAUCUCCAGGUCAAGAUCUCAGUAAUCCUUCAUAUGAGAAGGCCACAGCAGUAAUUUUGACCCUACUAGUAAAUAAUUAUCACAAUAAAUCUAAAUUACAUCCGGCAAUGGAAUGGGAGAAAAGCUAUGUUGAAUUUAUGAAAAAUUGGACAAUGACAAAAAAGCCAGCAUUUAUGGAUAUUGCUUUCACUUCGGAACGAUCAAUAGAGGAUGAAUUAAAUCGUGAAUCUCAAUCGGAUGUUUUAACUAUUCUUGUAUCAUAUGUCAUUAUGUUCGCUUAUAUUGCAAUUUCUCUUGGUCAGAUAAAAAACUGCAGUCGGCUUCUGAUUGAUUCUAAAAUUACUCUUGGCCUUGGUGGUGUGCUUCUAGUAUUGGCUUCUGUUGUAUGUUCUGUUGGUUUCUUUGGUUUCGUUGGUGUUCCGGCUACUCUCAUUAUUAUUGAAGUCAUACCAUUCCUCGUCCUUGCUGUCGGAGUAGACAAUAUUUUUAUUCUGGUCCAAACACAUCAGAGAGAAAGUCGUCAUCCUAAUGAAUCAGUACCUGAGCAUAUCGGUCGUAUUCUCGGUCAAGUGGGACCAAGUAUGUUGCUGACAAGCGUGUCAGAAAGUUGUUGUUUUUUCCUUGGAGGAUUAUCUGAUAUGCCUGCUGUUAAAGCUUUUGCUUUAUAUGCUGGCAUGGCGUUAUUGGUAGAUUUUGUACUGCAAGUCACAUGUUUUGUUAGUUUAUUGGCAUUAGACACUGUUCGUCAAGCAAACAAUAAACUUGACGUAUGUUGUUUUGUACAUGGUUCAAAAAAAGAUGAUGGCGAAGAAGUAGUAAAUGGAAUUUUAUACAAACUUUUCAAAGUUGUUUAUGUUCCAUUACUGCUGAAAAAGUGGGUACGUGCAUUCGUUAUGUUAAUAUUCUUUGGUUGGAUUUGCUCAAGUAUCGCGGUUGUUCCACAUAUUGAAAUUGGUCUAGACCAAGAACUUUCCAUGCCUGAGGAUAGUUUCGUUUUGAAAUAUUUCAAAUUUUUGAAUAAUUACUUAUCUAUUGGACCACCAAUGUACUUUGUUGUAAAAGGAGGCUUAAAUUAUUCUGACAUAAGAGCACAAAAUCUUGUGUGUGGUGGUCAGUAUUGCAACAGUGAUUCGGUGUCCACUCAAAUAUUUAUAGCAUCAAAACAAUCAAACAGGACAUAUAUAGCAAAACCUGCAUCGUCAUGGCUAGAUGAUUAUAUCGAUUGGUCUCAAUUAUCAACCUGUUGUAAAUAUUUUGUUUCAAAUGAUUCCUUCUGCCCACAUACAGGGUCUAUCAAAUAUUGCUCUUCGUGUAAUAUCACUACCAAUAAUAUUGGUCGACCGGUACCAACAGACUUCGAUCGAUAUGUAUCAUUUUUCUUGCAAGACAAUCCCGAUGAAACAUGUGCCAAAGCAGGUCAUGCUGCUUAUGGGCAAGGUGUUAAUUAUAUUACUGACCCUGAGACAGGUCUGUCGAAAGUCGGAGCGUCCUAUUUUAUGGCUUACCAUACUAUAUUAAAAACAUCCGCUGAUUAUUAUGAAUCAAUGAGAGCUGCUAGAGCUCUAUCAGCAAAUAUAACAGACAUGAUUAACAGUUACCUAAAAAAUAUCAGUGAUAGUUCAACUGUUGAAGUGUUUCCGUACAGCGUAUUCUACGUUUUUUAUGAACAGUACUUAACAAUGUGGCCUGAUACAUUGUAUAGUAUAGGAAUAUCUUUAAUUGCCAUUUUCGUAGUAACUUUUCUUUUGAUGGGCUUGGACAUAUUUUCUUCUAUUGUCGUUGUAAUAACCAUCACGAUGAUUGUUGUCAAUAUUGCUGGUUUAAUGUAUUGGUGGCACAUAACAUUAAAUGCAGUAUCUCUCGUUAACCUCGUUAUGGCUGUUGGAAUAGCUGUAGAAUUUUGUAGUCACUUGGUGCAUUCCUUCUCAGUAUCAGUGAAAGCAACGAGAGUUGAAAGAGUUGCUGAUGCAUUGACGAAUAUGGGAAGUUCUAUCUUUAGUGGUAUCACUCUCACAAAGUUUGGUGGAAUUGUAGUACUUGGUUUUGCUAAAAGCCAAAUCUUUAAGGUAUUUUACUUCAGAAUGUAUCUUGGUAUUGUGCUGUUUGGGGCUGCACAUGGUUUAAUAUUCUUGCCAGUUUUACUAAGUUACAUUGGCGUGAUGUCGCGCCGAGGGCAUAGAAGAGCCCACGAAUGUGCCAGCAGGGCUAGAAACGAAUUUAGGAGCCAAAUGUGUGGGCCUGACUCUCCUUUACUCCAAAACAAUCAGCACCCAACCACUUCCUACGCCAGUGUGAACUCCAUAGAUCCGUCAUAUCAUCGAGUGACUUUUUAACACUUAAUUAUUGUCCAAAUUUAAUCAUACAGUAACUUUUAUACUUAGAGAGACUGAAUAUAAUCUGUUUGUGUAAUAUAGAAUUAUUUUUACUACGGUCAACAACUUACUUUUUAAAAGUUUUAGUAGAUUUGCUACUGACGCUGAAUGAUGAUCGGGAAAAGCAUGUUAUCGAUGCGAACUAUGAAGUUCACGUUUGGUAUUUUUUAUAAUUAGGAA
Molecule: messenger RNA, 4812 nt
Organism: Eufriesea mexicana
Lineage: Eukaryota; Metazoa; Arthropoda; Insecta; Hymenoptera; Apidae
Gene: Npc1a
Product: Niemann-Pick type C-1a
Exons: 20
Coding region: 463-4593 (1376 amino acids)
Biological process (GO): intestinal cholesterol absorption; sterol transport; cholesterol homeostasis
Cellular component (GO): plasma membrane
Molecular function (GO): lipid carrier activity; cholesterol binding
Source: RefSeq, a predicted model, not a curated record